Molecule: messenger RNA, 2500 nt
Organism: Strongylocentrotus purpuratus (purple sea urchin)
Lineage: Eukaryota; Metazoa; Echinodermata; Echinoidea; Camarodonta; Strongylocentrotidae
Product: autophagy protein 12-like
Exons: 4
Coding region: 84-464 (126 amino acids)
Biological process (GO): nucleophagy; autophagy of mitochondrion; C-terminal protein lipidation
Cellular component (GO): phagophore assembly site membrane; cytoplasm; Atg12-Atg5-Atg16 complex
Source: RefSeq, a predicted model, not a curated record
UAAACGAUUUGUUUUGAUAUCGAUAUCGACGAAUCUAGCUAGCUUCGAAGUCAACACUUGUCUUUGGUCUAAAAUACUAAGAAAUGGCAGAAGCACAGAGUACAACUGGAGCUGGAGAUGAAACAGCUGAUCCUGGAACACAGAAUGACCAGAUUAGUAAACAAACGAAGGAAGGGGAUGUGGUCAAAAAGAAAUCAGAUAAGGUUGAUAUUCUACUCAAGGCGACAGGCAGUGCACCGAUCAUGAAGAAGAAGAAAUGGGCUGUUGACGCCAACAAGAAGGUUGCAUGGGUCAUUGACUUUAUCCAUAAAUACCUGAAAUGUGAUCCUUCACAGUCAUUAUUCUUGUAUGUGAAUCAAGCUUUUGCACCAGCACCAGACCAAGAAAUAAGAAAUCUCUUUGAGUGUUAUGGUAGCGAUGGCAGGCUUAUACUCCACUACUGCACCAGUGAGGCAUGGGGUUGAUACUCUCCACACACAACGCAGACUGAGAUAUUGCAAUGAUACAUAAAAUAACUAUUCAAUACUGCAUUUACUGUCAACUCGGAAGCUUUCACUUGCAUGAAAUGUUCGCAAAUUUUGCGAAUGGUUCAGACUUGUGAAAUUUUCAUGCCACAUAACCAUUAAAUCCCACUGAUACAUCACUGUAUUGUUUUAUUGUGCGAUUAAUUUUUUUGCUUUGAAAAUGGCCAUUGUUAAAGAAUCUUGAAAAAUAGCAUGUUGCACAAGUUUCUGACUUUACAGUAAAUGGAUGAAUUUGUUAUCAUUUCAACUAUUUGAGAAUAUGUAUUGUUUGAAUUUGGGCCUACGUCUUGGUGGACAGGUGAGUGCCAUAUGUGGUAUUGUAGCAUCAAGAUAAAAUGGUAUGUAAUGUUGACAGCAACAUUGCUGGUAUAACAUUCACUAGACACAUGGCACGUCCAGAAAAGUAGACUUUUAACUUGUGCUGAUCUUUCUCUGUCUCUUUGUCUCUUCUCUGUUUUUAAGGUUUGUACAAGAGGAGAAGUUCUCCUGUUAUAUUGAUAUUCGAUUGGACCAAAUAAUUUGUAUUUAAUGGAUCAUUUCUCAUUGGUAUUGCAAUGCCAUCACUAUGUUCUGACAUCCUUUUGUUGUAACAUGGGCAACAACAGGCUAAACUGUGUUACAAAUCAGUCCAUAUAAAAUGCCUCAUAUAUUGAGCUUAAAUACAGUGUUGAACUAAGGGAUAUCAGAACAUCAUCUUGAACAUUAAAGGUAAAUCCUGGUUAUGGAACACAACAUAGACCUUUAUUUUUGUCAACUGCUUGUUUGAUUAUGCUUCAUGCGUGCUGAUAUUAUAAUGCAGACAUGGGAUGUAAACACGUUUGCAGAUUGCAAAUGAGAUAAGCUAUAAAGAUAUUGGCCGUUUUUUAUAAACGUGUACCAACUUGAGUCUAGGUUCAAGCGGGUAGAUUUAGUCCUCCGAUGUAAAGUUCCUUAUUCCUGUAAAAGCUACCAUAGUUUUGUAACUAAAUGGACAAGCUCAAAUCGUUUCAUGGAAAUGAUGCAAACAACUUCUCAUUCCAUGACUGGAUUUAUUUUGUCAAUAUAUUUUGUUACAGAAUUAGGCCUUAAAAAAAGAUGUUGUAUUGCCCUUUAGAUGCCAAAAAAUGGUUCGGUCGGUCAAAAAUCCUUCUUUUUUUUUACUCCCUCUUUUGGCUGAUAUUUCUCAGGUUUUUUUCUUCUAUAAAAACGGUUAAAAAAAAACCACCGUAGAUUUCAAGUUUUGGGGGUUGGUCAUGAAGGGCAAUACAACAUCUUUUUUUUUAGGCCUUGCAGUGACUUGUUCAGAAUAAAUAUUUUGACACUUGGCAGAUUAAAGACAUUGUGAACAGUAUUGUAUAAUUCAUGAUUAUGAAUUUUUCACCCACUAGAUGCUGAAUGAUUCAUGUCUCUUAUUUCAAACUUCAGUAUAUUUUAUCCCUCUUUUUCUUGAAUGUAUAAUUGUACACUUGGGCCUCGUCUUAUAAGAGCUGUUUGCGAUUGAUAUGAAUCACAACUACAUCAUAAGGGAUAGGGGACUGCAAACUUGCGAUUGAUUUGGAUCAAUCGCAACUCUUUAUAAGACAAGUCUGGAUUUGGUGAGAGCCAGAAGGGUGUUGUCUCUUUGUAAAGUGCUAUGAGUCAAUGUCCUUCUUGCUCUUGACAGAAGAUAUGAAAUUAACCAGUCGUAAAUCUAUCUGCUAGUGCUACUGAUUUUUGGACACCUUUUUGGUGGAUGUUUAGGUUUCUAAAAUGUAGCAUGUAGUAUGUUUAUUUUCAUAUUUUCCCUAUUGUUAAAUCAUGUAAUAUUUUACAGCCAUGUGCUCUUGUACCAUAGCAACUCACUUCUAUAUGUAAAGCAACAUUUAAGUGAUAAUUCAAAUUUGACUUGAUAACGAUUUAUCAUUCGAUCAUGGACACCUUUUUUGUUAUAUUUCUUUGCUUCAUUUUGUGGAAGCAUUUAUGUAUAUUUGAAAUGAUAAUAAAGCACUUAUUGUAAA